Molecule: messenger RNA, 1666 nt
Organism: Closterium sp. NIES-67
Lineage: Eukaryota; Viridiplantae; Streptophyta; Zygnematophyceae; Desmidiales; Closteriaceae
Source: the annotation of a GenBank genome assembly
GAACACCUGAAGAACCGCAUCUCGUUUCCGUUGCUUCUCUUUGAAGCCAGUUCAACCCACACAAGUAUCUGCUUUUCGUUGCUUCUCUUCUGAAUCCAGGUCAGCUGAGUCUAACGAUCAUGAGGGAAAUUCUCCACGUUCAGGCAGGCCAGUGCGGGAACCAGAUCGGUGCCAAGUUUUGGGAAGUCGUUUGUGAAGAGCAUGGAAUCAGCCCAGUCGGAGAUUAUCGUGGGAAUACCGCCCUUCAGCUUGAUCGCAUCAACGUCUACUUCAAUGAAGCGUCUGAAGGCCGUUACGUCCCCCGCUCUGUCCUUAUGGACUUGGAACCUGGCGUCCUGGAUAGCGUUCGCGCUGGUCCUUAUGGGAAGAUUUUCAGGCCCGACAACUUUGUUUUCGGACAGAGCGGUGCUGGUAACAAUUGGGCUAAAGGACAUUACACCGAAGGUGCUGAGCUGAUCGACUCCGUUCUUGAUGUUGUUCGGAAGGAAGCCGAGAACUGUGACUGCCUUCAAGGGUUUCAGGUCUGCCACUCUCUGGGAGGCGGUACAGGUUCUGGAAUGGGUACCCUUCUUAUAUCCAAGAUGCGUGAAGAAUUUCCCGACAGAAUGAUGCUAACGUUCUCGGUGUUCCCCUCGCCUAAGGUUUCUGAUACUGUUGUUGAACCGUACAACGCGACUCUCUCUGUCCAUCAAUUGGUCGAGAAUGCGGAUGAGUGCAUGGUUCUUGACAACGAGGCACUUUAUGACAUCUGCUUUCGAACUCUGAAGCUGGCUAAUCCGAGCUUUGGAGAUCUGAACCAUUUGAUAUCGGCGACCAUGAGUGGGGUUACUUGCUGCCUUCGCUUUCCGGGACAGCUGAAUUCGGACCUCAGGAAGCUUGCCGUCAACUUGAUACCCUUCCCCCGUUUGCACUUUUUCAUGGUUGGGUUUGCUCCGCUAACUUCUCGCGGUUCGCAGCAGUACAGGUCUCUCACGGUUCCUGAGCUCACCCAGCAGAUGUGGGAUGCCAAGAACAUGAUGUGCUACGCUGAUCCACGUCAUGGUCGCUACCUGACUGCUUCAGCGGUGUUCAGGGGGAAGGUCAGCACGAAGGAGGUGGACGAACAGAUGCUGAAUAUUCAGAACAAGACCUCGUCUUACUUUGUGGAGUGGAUUCCAAACAACGUGAAGUCCAGCGUAUGCGAUGUGGCUCCCACGGGACUCAAGAUGUCAUCCACUUUUAUUGGGAACUCUACUUCGAUUCAAGAAAUGUUCAAGCGAGUUGGUGAGCAGUUUACAGCCAUGUUCAGGCGGAAGGCUUUCCUGCAUUGGUACACAGGUGAAGGCAUGGAUGAGAUGGAGUUUACUGAAGCAGAGAGCAACAUGAAUGACCUCGUAUCCGAGUAUCAGCAGUAUCAGGAAGCGACGCUGGAUGAUACUCCUCUGGAAGAGGGGGAGCGUGAGUUCGAAGAGGCUUGAUAAGUGCCCGUUCGAUGCUGCAGUACUUCUGACGCUGUUUUUUCCAUUGGUGGAUGUGAAUCUCAUGACUCAAUAUACUAGUAGGUCCGAAGGUUUAACUAAUGCCCUGUGGUGCUGUGCGGAUAUGUGUCCUAGAGAGCGGUGUUCUUUCUGCUGUACACAAUUUCGUUUGAUGAUCUUGUAAAGCCUAAUACACUUCAGUGCAUACC